Molecule: messenger RNA, 843 nt
Organism: Malurus melanocephalus (red-backed fairy wren)
Lineage: Eukaryota; Metazoa; Chordata; Aves; Passeriformes; Maluridae
Gene: DYNLT2B
Product: dynein light chain Tctex-type 2B
Exons: 5
Coding region: 56-439 (127 amino acids)
Biological process (GO): microtubule-based movement
Cellular component (GO): cytoplasm; cytoplasmic dynein complex
Molecular function (GO): dynein intermediate chain binding
Source: RefSeq, a predicted model, not a curated record
GGGCGGCGGAAGCGGCGGGAGCGGCCGCGGUUGUCCCGGUAACCAACACCGGGCCAUGGGCGAGCUGGGCCCGGACGAAGGGGCCGAGAACACGUACAGCCUGCGGCCCGCCUUCCAGCACCGAUUUAAAUCGUCCACCGUAAAAGAAUGCAUUCAUGCAAUACUGAAGGAGAAACUGGCCGAUGUACAGUACAUCCCAGAAGAAAUGCCUGAGCUUACAAAGUCUUUAUCAGAGAUAAUAAAAGACAGACUGAAAGAGGAGGGAUUUGACAGGUACAAAAUGGUGGUGCAGGUUGUCAUUGGAGAGCAGAAAGGAGAAGGAGUGAACAUGGCUGCACGAUGUUUCUGGGAUGCUGACACUGACAGCUGUGCUCACGACGUGUUCAUGAACGACAGCCUGUUUUGUGUGGUGGCUGCGUUUGGCUGCUUCUACUAUUGAAGAKGACAAACAUUGCACAGAAGGACGGAGAGAAUGCUUUGGAGUAUUUUUUUAUUUAAGUGCACAAAAGCAUCAUGUUUUUCCUUUAGUACCUAAGAAAAUAACUCUACCCAGCACAUCCUACACCUGUUUUACACACUACAACAUUCCUUCUUCCUUGUAAAUAUUUUUAUCACUUUAAGCACAUUAUUAUAAUUAUUACUAUUAUUGUAUCCUUAUUUAAACAGCCCUUUGUUUUUUAUAUGGUGUUAGAUUUGUCCUAGAAGUGUAUUGCCAGUAGCCAUUGCUUGYAAGGCAAAUUCAACUUUGGUCUUGAAAGGGUUCUGUUAUUUUUAUUUUUAUGAAAUUAAUGAAAUAUUUAUAAGAAAAGAAACAUAAUAAAUCUAUGUAUUUAAUAUUUUUUU